Messenger RNA from Pyrgilauda ruficollis (rufous-necked snowfinch), 2955 nucleotides. RefSeq names its product aarF domain containing kinase 1 (gene ADCK1). Gene Ontology annotation, cellular component: mitochondrial inner membrane. The record is from RefSeq and is a predicted model, not a curated record. The transcript has 12 exons. Gene Ontology annotation, molecular function: ATP binding; protein kinase activity. Gene Ontology annotation, biological process: lipid homeostasis; protein phosphorylation; mitochondrion organization. The coding region runs from base 600 to 2162 and encodes 520 amino acids. Lineage: Eukaryota; Metazoa; Chordata; Aves; Passeriformes; Passeridae.
CCCACCCUCACAGCCCUCGCGGCCGCCCCGGCCCGAGCCGGGGGCUCCGGGCCCGGCGGCGAAUGCCGCCCGCAGCUGCGGCCCCGGCGGCGGGGACUCGGUUGUCGCAGGGCUUGGCGUGGCCGGGGCUGUUCGUGGAGGCUGGAGCGGCGCGGGGCGCGGAAGCGGCUCCGGGAGACCCGGGCCGGCCUGAAGAAGAACGGAGAGCAGGCGGCGCCGGCCCCUUGCGUCCUUCACGGGCAGAUCUCGGGCGCGGCGGCGGACGCGGGCCUGGCGGCCGGAGGGGCCUGGCCGGGGCUUUGAGCGGCGCUGGUCCCGCUGUCCUCGGGGCGGUCAGCGGUCGCCGCCGCUCCCCGGGCCUCGGCAGGUGGCGGUGGGGUCACCUUCGGGGCUGUGACAGGGAACCGGCGCCGUCCCGGCUGCUCCUGCUGGGAACAGGAGAAGCCUAGCUGAACGUGAGGAACACUUAGGCUCCGAGAGGAAAGGCACAAGACAGGCUGACCCUGCUAAAGCUUCACAAUGAGAAGCAGGCAAGUUUCUCAGUCAAGCCUAGGAGUGCGAGGAUUAGUAGACUCCAUCUUAAUGGGGGUUCAUCAGUCAUGGCACUAAGGGCCUUGAAAUUUGCCUCAUUGACAGCAGCUGCUUCUGGCAUCUAUCUGUAUGGAAACAAGUUCCUGGAUCCUAAUGAUUUUGGAGUUGUUCGUGUGGGCCGAGCCAUUGCCACAACGGCAGUUAUCACCUAUGACUACCUCACCUCUCUUCGGAGUGUCCCAUACGGAUCAGAGGAGUAUGAAUUCCUCAAAUCACAGGUGCACCUGCGCUCUGCUGAGCGCCUCCGGGAGCUGUGCUGCUCCAACCGAGGCACCUUCAUCAAGGUGGGACAGCACCUGGGGGCGCUGGACUACCUCCUGCCUGAGGAGUACACCCGCACCCUCAAGGUGCUGCACAGCCAGGCCCCGCAGAGCACCAGGCAGGAGAUUGAGCAAGUUAUCCGUGAGGAUCUCGGCAAAGAGAUAAAAGAGCUCUUUAUGAGUUUUGAGGACACUCCCUUGGGAGCAGCAUCACUAGCCCAGGUACACAAAGCAGUGCUGCAGGAUGGGAGAACCGUGGCAGUGAAAAUCCAGCACCCCAAGGUCCAAGCUCAGAGCUCCAAGGAUAUAUUGCUCAUGGAGGUUCUCCUCCUAGUUGUGAAACAGAUUUUUCCAGAUUUUGAGUUCAUGUGGCUGGUGGAAGAAGCAAAGAAGAAUUUGCCCUUGGAGCUGGAUUUCCUCAAUGAAGGCAGAAAUGCUGAGAAGGUUGCUCAUAUGCUCAAAAACUUUGACUUCCUGAAGGUCCCCAGGAUCUACUGGGAGCUCUCCACAAGGCGUGUCCUUCUCAUGGAGUUUAUGGAAGGGGGACAAGUGAAUGACAGGGCCUAUAUGGAGAGGAAUGGCAUCAAUGUCAAUGAGAUCUCUCGCAACUUGGGGAAGCUCUACAGCGAAAUGAUCUUUGUGAAUGGCUUUGUGCACUGUGACCCACACCCAGGCAAUGUGCUAGUGAAGAAGUGUCCAGCCUCUGGCAAGGCUCACAUUAUUCUCCUGGAUCAUGGACUCUACCAGGUGCUGAGCGAGUCAUUUCGCAUGGACUACUGCCGCCUUUGGCAAGCCCUCAUCAAGGCUGAUAUGAAGAGGGUGCAGAAGUACAGCCGGCGGCUUGGGGCAGGGGAUUUGUAUCCUCUCUUUGCCUGCAUGCUGACUGCCAGAUCUUGGGAGUCUGUCAACAGGGGCAUUGACCAGUCACCAGUCUCUGCCAGCGAGGACAUGGAGAUCCGGUCCAACGCUGCUGCUUACUUGCCCCAGAUCACCCAGCUCCUCAACAAUGUUCCCCGCCAGAUGCUGCUUCUGCUGAAGACCAAUGACUUGUUAAGGGGGAUUGAGUCAGCCCUGCACACACGGGCCAGUGCCAGCUCCUUCCUCAACAUGUCUCGCUGCUGCAUCAGAGCUGUUUCCACGUACCAGAGGAGCAAGAGUCACUCGCUUUACAGGAGGGCCCAGAUCUCACUCACAGAAGCCAUAAGCCUGUGGCAGAUCAACUUAUAUGAACUCUUUCUGUGGCUGAAGGGGUCCCAGCUGGGGAACUGGGUCAUUGCUCUCCUGAGACGGAUGCACCAUCUCAUGUACUGACAUGAACUGGUGGGAGAGGCCUGGGUGCUCCCUCCCUCCCUUCUGCUCUCCAUGGCACAUUUGUCUUUCUGACUAUUUCUGUCUAUUUUUGGGUCUUAAUCCACAUUACACACUGCACUCUCCUUUUCUUUUACAGCAUUAGCUUCCUCUGUGGCACAGAGAGGUUGAGUUGGUACCAGAGCCCUAUUGUUUUGUGGUUUAGAAAAAGUAGGUGCAUGAUACCUUCUUUCCUCAUUUGUGCAGGUUAAGUUCCACUCAGAUUCUAGUGGGAUUGUGCUGGAAGCAAAUGCCUUUUUGACUCUUUCUUAAACAAUCUUAAAGAAUUUAAGAGAAUCCCAGCCCUACCUAGAAUGCCUCAAAACUUUUCUCAGACCCUCAGAGGUGGUAAGUCCCUUUAAAGUGCAAUAGGGUUUAUAUUAGUUUGUGCAAUCUCCUUAGUCUGGUUUCUGUUUAGGUGCACAGAAGUUUUCUCAGAGGAGUGAGACCUUGUGGAAAAGUGGCACUAGGGUUUUCUCUUCCAGCACCAGGGAAAGAGGACUCAAGUGGUGAGAGUGGUGGACUGGGAGUCUGACUUUCUAAGGUUAAUCUCCAGUCCUUUCUGCAAGUGCCUCUGUUUUUGGACUUCUCCUGGCCUGUUUCUUUGUAGGUAAAAUGGGGGAAGGGGAAGUGAUCUUGCCCUCUUCUGAAAUUCCAGGAAGGCAGUAAGAAUGACAACUCAGGGCUCUGAAACUUCUGGUAAUGUAUGUGUACUGUACAAUACUUCCACACAACAAAAUAAAUGUGUUGUAUCGAA